Molecule: messenger RNA, 891 nt
Organism: Drosophila montana
Lineage: Eukaryota; Metazoa; Arthropoda; Insecta; Diptera; Drosophilidae
Gene: Eh
Product: Eclosion hormone
Exons: 2
Coding region: 124-417 (97 amino acids)
Biological process (GO): ecdysis, chitin-based cuticle; neuropeptide signaling pathway
Molecular function (GO): ecdysis-triggering hormone activity
Source: RefSeq, a predicted model, not a curated record
CAACGGUCGCAUAUGCUACAGCGCUUUACUCUAUCAUAAGCUACAAAAUUUAAAAAACGCACACACACACACACACAUAAACAUCCAUCUAUUUGCUUGACAGAGAUCUUGACCAUUAUCAGCAUGUGCAACAAUAAGACUCUGCUGCUGCUUAGCAUUGCACUGACCGCUCUGUGCCUGCUGCAGUGUGGCGAGGCGCUUCCUUCCAUAGGACACUAUGGCAAGCGAUUUGAUCCCAUGGGCGGCAUUGAUUUCAUUCAGAUUUGCCUGAACAACUGCGCCCAGUGCAAGAAAAUGUUUGGGGAUUACUUCCAGGGCCAGACCUGUGCCGAGUCCUGUCUCAAGUUCAAAGGCAAAGCCAUACCGGAUUGCGAAGAUAUUGGCUCUAUAGCGCCGUUUCUGAACGCGCUCGAAUAGAGGUUUCAAAGAUGUAUCCGACUCUUAUAAACUGUAUGUGUAUGUGUGUGAGGAGUGUGUGUGUAUUUUUAUCGCCUGUGACUCAGACGCGUAUUUGGGUCAAUGCGAUGCGAUGCUCAACACGAUCUUGGCUGAUGAAGACCACGACCACGACCACGACCACGACGACGACGACACUAAAAUCGAAACUGGCGCUCAAUAUAUACAAUUUAAUGGCUUUAGCUACAAUAUUUACCUAGAGUUUCCGGCGAACCUCAGCUCAGCACGUAACCAAAAAAGUUCCUAUAGUACUUACUUACCAACUAACAUAUGAUGUUAACCAGCAUUAAAUAAUAACAAGAAUUUAAACAAACAUUAACUUUGUUUUUAUUUUUAUUUAAAUGAUAGUUAUUGCAUAUACAAAACUUACAACGAAAUAUUCGUAUGUUUAAACAUUAUUAAAGGUCUUGUGUGUUGUUGAACGACCUUCUUGUA